CGAUAAGCAGGAUCAUUCCAGCAGCUCGGAGUCUUCUUCUCAACAGCAAGCUCCUUGAACGCGAAAAUAACUGGAGAGACUACGGCUUUUUCAAGUGCUCCAGUCAUGUCCACUCAGCCGCUCUCGCGAUGGUAAGGCCACUAUCUCGACUUAUUUACCACAAAGCUAACUUUCUAAAGGACUUAUCUAGACAAUAUCCGUCGAACUCCUGGGCCAUUCACUGACGAGGAUUUCAAUGGCAGUGAGGAGGCAACUGCAUUUCUUGACGGGUUGAAGAUCCUGUAAGUCAAAUAUUUUGAUGAGGGACAUAAAUACAGUUACUGACACUUUUGUAGGGUAAUGUUGGCUGCCUAGGAAAUUCGCCAAACGGAGCUCAGAGUGCUAAUAAGAAACAGAGGCGCAGGAGGGCUGGGUUGUGAAAUCUUGAAGAAUUUGGCACUAUCAGGAUUCAAGAUGAUACAUGUGAUUGAUAUGGGUAUUUUUAUGGUCAUCACAUUCCCUUGGAGCAUUCAGACUAAGCUCUUGUAGAUACAAUCGAUGUCUCGAAUUUAAAUCGACAAUUUCUUUUCCGCCACAGCGAUGUUGGUAAAUCCAAAGCCGAAGUUGCAGCAAAAUUCGUGGAGAGACGAGUAAAGGGAGUCACAAUCGUACCGCACAAUUGCAAGAUUCAAGACAAGGAUGAGGCAUUCUAUAUGCAGUUCAGUAUUGUAGUAUGUGGUCUGGAUAGUAUUGAAGCUCGGCGAUGGAUCAAUUCUACUUUGGUAGAAAUGGUAGAUAUGGACAAUCCGGAAAGUUUGAAGCCAUUGAUAGAUGGAGGCACCGAAGGUAUUGGAGACAUUCCAGCCACUACAAGCAAAGAUUCUAAUGAUAUUAUUAGGUUUCAAAGGCCAAUCUCGUGUCAUUCUUCCAACUAUGACCUCAUGUAUUGAAUGUCAACUAGAUAUGCAUGCGCCAAGAGCCGCAGUUCCUCUCUGUACUCUCGCAACUAUUCCCCGCCAACCGGAGCAUUGCAUCGAAUGGGCGCAUAUCAUGGCAUGGGAGCAAGAGAAGCCAUUUCCAAAGCUAGAUAAUGAUGAUCCUGAACAUAUUACCUGGCUCUAUAAAAAGGCUUUGACGAGAGCUCAAGAGUUUAAUAUCCCAGGUGUUACAUAUUCUCUGACUCAAGGUGUUGUCAAAAAUAUUAUUCCGGCAAUUGCUUCGACCAAUGCUAUUAUUGCAGCCAGCUGCUGUAAUGAAGCCUUCAAGAUUGCGAGCAGCACAAACCCUGCUCUUGGGAUGGAAGAAAACUAUAUGAUGUACAGUGGAAACGACAGUAUUUACACAUACACCUUUAAACACGAGAAAAAAGACGAUUGUCCUGUGUGCGGGAAUUUGGCGAGGGAUUUGAGCAUCGACCCAAAUUUGACUCUCCAAGAGUUCAUUGAUUCUCUUGCUCACAGACCAGAAGCCCAACUCAAGAAACCGUCAAUUCGUUCGGCGGACAACAAAUCUCUGUACAUGCAGAGCCCAGAGAGCUUGCGUGUGAAGACCGAGCAUAAUUUAACGAGGAAGAUGGGAGAGAUGACUGGAGAUGGAGAUGAGAUUGCGGUGACGGAUCCAUCAUUAGGUUCAGUGAUGUUCAAAUACAGACUAAACUUCUCAAGGCCAUUUGAAAAUGUUGCCGGGAAAGAGAAUGGAUCAGAUUAGGUGGGCAGGAUAGGAAUAACGACGAACGAAUGAUGAGCAAAAUGAGGUAGAAUUAGCGGGAUCAUGGCAAAAGGGUUUCGCAUAGUUUGCGUAGCUACUCAUAACUGGAUUAUGAGAAAUGAUAUCAUUUAAGUAGCGUCGAUUU
Sclerotinia trifoliorum is the source of this 1831-nucleotide messenger RNA. NCBI's taxonomy places the organism in Eukaryota, Fungi, Ascomycota, Leotiomycetes, Helotiales, Sclerotiniaceae. The record is from the annotation of a GenBank genome assembly.